Molecule: messenger RNA, 349 nt
Organism: Chrysoperla carnea
Lineage: Eukaryota; Metazoa; Arthropoda; Insecta; Neuroptera; Chrysopidae
Product: odorant receptor 4-like
Exons: 3
Coding region: 1-276 (91 amino acids)
Biological process (GO): sensory perception of smell; detection of chemical stimulus involved in sensory perception of smell
Cellular component (GO): plasma membrane
Molecular function (GO): olfactory receptor activity; odorant binding
Source: RefSeq, a predicted model, not a curated record
AUGAGUUUCGAAAAGUUAUUGAACAUCAUGCAAAUAUUGUUGAAUACUCUCGAGAUUGCAACUGAAAUCUCCCAAAUAAAUUGGAUUGAUAAAGAUCCAAGUAUUCAAAAAGCUCUAAUGAUGAUUGUGCGUCAAUCACAAAAACCUUUAAAAUUCACCGCUGGAAAACUCUUUUUGUUGGACAUCAACACAUUUGUUUCGAUUGUUUACAGUGGUUUUUCAUAUUUUACAAUACUGAAACGUACAAUGGAAACGAAAGAAAUAAGCGAAGAAUAAACAAAUAUAAUGAGAAUCGAAUAAGCAAAAUAUCAAAAAAAGAGAAAUGAUGACAGUUUUAUAGUUUAUUUUU